UCUCUUCUAGUUCCCUUGGAGAAAAAAAAUACAGGGAGAGAGAGGAGGAGGGGAGGAGGAGAAGAGUGAGGAUGAGGGAGGAGCGUAGCUGCACUGAGGCUGAGCCCUCUAUGUCUGAGAACACUGAGUGGAGCAGACGGCAGUAGCCACACAAACACUCUUCUCUCAGUUACAUGCACAGUCACACACAUCACUUGCACCGCUGCCACUGCACAAACACACAGACAGUGACGGCUGCCAGGCACAGUGGGAACCAAGCCGUCAGGGACAGAGCUCGUGAAAAAAGAGCGGCAUCGCAGAAGGGAAGAGAAGAAAAGAGAGUUGGAAGAGGCACCUUGAGGAUCAGAGGGGAUUUUCCUCAGUGUGAGUGCAUGUCUGGAUUAGACUGCUUCUUCUUGAGUGAGAGUUUUUUUUUUUUAUCUUUUGCUCAUCCUCCACGCUGGAGUCCAGUGCUAUCUACCUAUCUGCUCCCGGAGCUUAACAAAAGAGGGAGUGAGUGAGAGUGAGUAGGAAAAAAGCAGUCACAGCUUCAGCUCCAGACCACCCUCCUUCUCCUACUCUUCCCUCCAGCUCCACAUCCAAGUGCGAGUUGAUCACUGACUUUGGAGGAUACAAUACAGGAUGGUGUUUGUUCCCCCGGAUGCAGCCGAGCUUCUCGUGGGAUCAGGGUCUUGUUUGGAGUGAGGGCUAGGAUCAGGAGAAAACAGAUCCACAGCCAAAAAAGGAAAAGAAAGACAGCGACAGCAGAGAAACACGACCAACUGAAGGGGCAUCUGCAGGGCAGCAGAGAGAAGAAAAGAUUGAGUGUGCUUUUUAGAGCAGAGACUGCGAGGAACCGGCAACCAGAUCCCAUCCACUCCUCCCUCCUCCUCUCUUUGCUCUCUUCCUCUUCCCCCUCCUUAACAUUCACUCUGUCCUGUUGUCCAAUCCCUUCUAUUGUUUCCUGUAUUACCACUUCCUAUCCUCAUAUUAUGCUUUGUUGGUCUUCCUUCACCCCAUCUUGCCCUCUACUUAAACCCUAACUGUGUUGCACCUCUGGAUUCUUUCUGCUUUUUGGUACAAACAACCAGACUUUUUUCUGAGCAGCUUGGCAAGUUUUUUAUCUUGGCAUCUUUGACUCUUUGGAACAGAUCAUCAAAAAAGAUGCAGGCUAGAACCUCAGUGUGAUUGUUUCUCUCCUGUAAGCUUCCAUCUCCAACCACCGGGACCUCCAGUUUGAUUCCAGCUACAUGGGCAAGCGUUUGGAGCAGCACCAAAUGUACCCCCAGUACACAUAUUACUACCCCCACUACCUUCAGACCAAGCAGUCGUAUGCUCCACCCCCUCCAUCUAUGGCACCGCCCAGCCCCAGCACCACAGGAGGUGGAGGCCAGGGAGGAGGGAUGGCGGAACAGCUCAGUAAGACCAACCUGUACAUCAGAGGCCUACCACCAUUCACCACAGACCAGGAUCUCAUCAAACUCUGUCAGCCAUAUGGGAAAAUUGUUUCUACAAAGGCAAUUCUGGACAAGAACACCAAUCAGUGCAAAGGUUAUGGUUUUGUGGACUUUGACAACCCUUCAGCUGCACAGAAAGCUGUGACCUCACUUAAAGCCAGUGGAGUACAGGCACAGAUGGCGAAGCAACAAGAACAGGACCCCACCAACCUGUACAUCUCCAACUUGCCUGUGUCAAUGGAUGAGCAGGAGCUGGAGAAUAUGCUGAAACCAUUCGGUCAUGUCAUUUCAACACGGAUAUUGAGGGAUGCCAACGGACUAAGCAGAGGGGUUGGCUUUGCCAGGAUGGAGUCAACAGAGAAGUGUGAUGUGGUGAUUCAAAAUUUCAAUGGAAAAUUCUUGAAAACUCCUCCAGGAAUGACAGCCCCCGCGGAGCCGUUGCUUUGCAAGUUUGCUGACGGAGGCCAAAAGAAGAGGCAGACUCAGGUCAAAUAUUCACAGAACGGACGACCAUGGAUGCGAGAAGGAGAGAAUGGGAUGGCGCUGACAUAUGAUCCAGCCACAAUACAAAAUGGGUUCUAUUCAUCACCAUACAGCAUCUCUACCAAUCGGAUGAUUGCCCAGACGUCAAUCACACCCUUCAUUGCUGCCUCGCCUGUUUCCACAUAUCAGGUUCAGAGUACAUCUUGGAUGCCACAUCAACCUUACGUUAUGCAACCAACAGGUGCUGUGAUUGCACCGUCUGCGUCAAUAGAGCCCAGCUUGUCUCUUCACCCUUCUGGCAUCAUGGCUCCCCUUACCCAGCAGAUGAACCAUUUGUCCUUGGGAACAACCGGGACUUACAUGCCUGCUGCAGCAGCUGCUCCUAUGCAAGGAACCUACAUUCCCCAGUACACUGCAGUGCCUGCUUCUGCCAUCACAGUGGAAGGCGUGGUGACGGACUCAUCUGCACAGACAGCCACCCCUUCUUUGCAAGACAACAGUGGGCAGCAGCCUUUAUCAGUGGAUAACACAGGAGAACACGGCACUGCCUACUCUUACCAGCAGACAAAAUAACAACCUGAUUGCUGACUUGCCUUGUGAAGGACUGCACUGACAGAGAGCCAACCAAACAGGGACACAUUGAGGUCGCAUGGACAACAUGACAGACAGCGAAUUCUUCCGCUGUGUUGAGACACUAAAUAAAGCUUUUUUUAUAUCACUAAUUGAACCAAGAAAAUGACACAAGACCAUCAUUUCUGAACUUAAAGACUAAAGAUCAUGGAGUUGACCAUUUCUCCCAGAGAGACUGGACUUUGCCUUCCAAAGGAAUACAAAAAAAGAAGACAAAGACUGAAAUGUCAAUUAACAUGCUGUACAGAAAAGAAAAACAUUUGAAUGUGCAGGUAGAUUUUCAGAUUUUUCUAUUUAAAAAAAAAAAAAAGGAAGCAAAGACAAACUAGAAAAGAUUGUCUUCCUUUUAUAUUCAGCAAAAUUGGAUGUAAAAAGUGUACACCCUUGGUCAAUUGCCACGUUUUUUUUUAUAUCAGACCAAAAUAUUUUCCACCAUGAAUCUGAUCUAUGACUUGUACAACUCAAAACUAAUAAUAAGAUAUAUCAUCACCUGAGAUAAUGUGGUUGCACAACCCCUUAGAACUAGGGAUGUGGCUGUGUUCAAAAUUAAGCAGUCAUAUUCAAACACUCAUUGUAAAUUGGGUCAUUGCUCACCUGCCAAUAUUUUAAGUGCCUCUGAUUUACCACAAUGAAGGUGUUCUUGUAGGCUUUUUAGUAGUAGUGUGCUUACCAUUGUUUUAUUUUUAUGGUAGGUGGGGGUACAUACUGGAGUUUCAAAAGUUGAUUUGCAGACACAACACCAAUAAUUAAUCCUCUAAAGCAGUGAUCCCCAACCACCGGGGCGCGGAUCAGUACUUGUCCGUGGCGCAUUUGCUAUUAGGUUGCAGAGAAAUAAUAAAUCAUUUGUUAACGACCUCAAUCUGGCCUGUAAUUGUGGCCUUGACGCAUCAAUAUUCCAUACACACACACAUACACAUAGCCAUACAGUGUAUGUCUAUGUGUAUGUGUGUAUACAGUAUAAACACAGACUGUAUAUUCUAUCUUCUUUUGACAGCUUGUCCAAGUCCGUUUUGUAAUCACUGUUUCUUUCGUGAACGCAUUUGAAUGCAUUACACGGAAGGCAGAGGGUGGUGACGCUCUGCAUUUACGAGUAAUCGCCGAGUUGCGAUUGAAGUCUUGAGAAAACGAAAAAGAAAGUCUAACAUCGUUACUUGGGUUGUUACAAUUGUUUGGCAGUUGUGCACUCACCACAAGGAAAAUAACAAAUAAAAACACCGCUUAUAUUUCCUGGAAUAGGAAACCACAAUAGGGAACGACCAGGGGGACGUGUCAGUAACAGUGGCCCAGACAGGCGGAGCCUUUCGAGGCGGUCUUUCGUGAGUCUCGCUCUCCUGGAAGUGGCUACAAUUUGACAGUCCAAAAAGUCACGAAAGUGAAGCGCCUGUGUGACUUGGGGUACCACGCGGUUCCCUUUCGUGGUUUAAUUUUCCCCUAUGUAUUUUUUAUAAGCUCCAGUUCGCUCGGCAUCGAGUUGGGAGGGGCCAACCCCGCCACUGGCUGAGUGGUGAUUUAACGCACGAGGCGGUCUCGCCAAUCUUCGCACGACCCGACUUGAAGCAUGUUAUUGCGACGCGCAUUUGAAGUGUCCAAGAUUAAUGUGCGGAUGUGCCAUGUGCUAAUCAUAGCUGGUUCAUGUCAAGCGAGCCGGCGGGUUCAACAUUUAAAAUGAUUGGUUGGCAGAGAGCCAUAUGCGCUCAUCAAAAGAGCCUUAUAUGGCUCGCAAGACACAGGUUCACGACCCCUGCUAUAGACUAAUCCGAGUAAAGCUUUGUGUAGGUCGCCAUCUAGUGGUUGGCCGCAAUUACUGGUGUGUUUGCACACUUAUAGCAGCCCAGAGCCUGUCAAUGUAGACAGUACCUUUAGCUGCUGUUGGAUGUGUGCUGCGGGCGGUGACAUCUUUGGACAACUUUUCUAUGGGGAAAAGACCGCCUGCUGAGCCAGAAGAGGAGCCUACAACCUAGUCCAUUCUGCAUAAUAUGUGACCAAAAGCUAGAAAACGAGGCAACAGAAGCAAAUGCACUGAAAGCAUCAUACCUCAUGGUGAACCGUAUUGCUAAACCCAAGAAACCUCAUUACGCUUGCGACCACAGAUAUUUGAGAGGUUGCUGUUAAAAAAAAGGUUGAUUCAAUGAAUGGGGAGUGACAUUUUCCCUGCACUUUAUCUUCAUUUUUAGCCCUCCUGUCAUGUUAUUUUAUAUUUACUGUCAUUUUCUGCCACACAUUGCCGGUCCGCAAAAAAAAAAAAAAAAAAAAAAACACUCAUUACACCGGUCCGUGGUGCAAAAAAGGUUGGGGACCACUGCUCUAAAGAACCUAAUUUCUACAGUGAAGUUGAACAACCACAUUAUUUCAGUUUUUUACUCUCUUAGAUUUUUUUUUUUUUUAAGUUGUGUUUCAUAAGGUUAAAGGUAACAAAAUUAUAGGGAAAAACAACUGAAAUUAUCUCGAUCAAUUUCUUAUCCCCCAAAAAACCUGGUGCAGGGUGUGAAAACAUUUUAUAUCCAGUGUACUGUACAUCAAUUCCAUCCUUUUUAUCGUUUGAGUCCUUUUUCUACAGUAUCUAAGUUUACAUAUGUCUUUCUUGCCUUAUUUUUUUUAUCAAAGUUGGGAAACCAUUUUCAUUGUGUUGAACUAGAGAAAAAGUGAGUAUGAAUGUGUGUACAUCUUUGUGGGGAAUCACAGAGAUUAUACUGUACAGGACUUGUUGUAUUUGUUUGAAGAUGAUUCUAAACCAUGUGGUGCAACUAAGCUGACAUUGACACGUGGAGAGAUUCAGUCAACUUCCGUUUAUUGAUGUACAUUAUUUUUACAGUCAUGGACGAAAUUAUUGGCACCCCUGCAAUUUUUCCAGAAAAUACAGUUUCUCCCAGACAUUAACACAGUUAAGAGGCAGCAAAACAACCCCAAAACAUAAUUGGACCUCCACCAUGUUUGUCUACAGGCACUGUGUUCUUUUCUUUGUAGGCCUCAUUAAUUUUUCUGGCAUUCCGUGCCUUGACAGUGUGCAAGGAGUCAUGAAAUCUGGAGAGGAAACUAUCAAAAUGUUUUGUGUCGCAAUGUAAGGUGUAGUGUCAGAAAAUUGGGUCUGCAUCAGAGGUCAUCUGUAACAGGACAAUGACCCAAACCAUACCACAAAUAGCACCAAGAAACAGUUGGAGAUAAAGUGCUGGAGAUUUCUGAGGUGGCCAUCGAUGAGUCCAGAUCUAAAUCCUAUUGAGCACUAUGGAGAGAUCUCAAAAUUCCUGUUGCAAGAAGGUACCCUUUAAAUCUGAGAGAUCUGAAACAGUUCACAAAAGAGGACUGGUCCAAAAUUCCAUCAGAGAGGUGCAAGAAACUUGUUGGUGGUCAUAAGAAGCGAUUGCUUUCUGUUAUUUCUUCCAAAGGAUGUACAACCAUAUAUUGAGGUAAGGGUGCCCACAACUUUGUCCAGCCUAUUUUUUGAGUUUUGUCUAAAGUUGUGUCAAUUUUGAAUUUCCUCCCCUGCAGUUUUGGGUUUUUCCAAUGCGCUUCCAAGAAAUUAAUGCAUUCAGACAGAAAACAUUUGUAAUUGCUUUAAUUUCUGUGAGAAAUGCUGUAUUUUCUGGAAAAAAUCCAGGAGUGCCAAUAAUUUCAUUCAUGACUAUGUCUUAUAUUUUCUCUCUCUAAAAAAAAAAAAAACAUGAAAAAACAUUUUGUCUCAUAUACAUGUCACGCCUCAAACAAAAAGCUAACAGAGAGAGAAUUUCUGACUUUGUGACAAAGCAGAAAUUAUUAAGAGAAAAAGCAAUAGAUGUCAUAAAAAUGCUGUUUUUCAGUGUUGAACCUGCAGCCUGCAAGUGGCAUAUUUUAUACCAAAGAUGAAGAAAACAGCUAAGAAGAUCUCUUCAUUUUGUGGCUUUUUCCUUAUUCUUUUACCACUGAAACUAAAUGUGCAUGCCAUGGGCGAUCAUUUUGUCCAACGGUUUCUAUUAGGACUACGUUGCAUCGAACUGGCUUUCUAACCAACUGGUCGAUAUAAACACAUGAAUGUUCACAGGUCAGGAGCUUUCAGUCCUGUGGAAUAAAAUGGCUGAUUUGCCAAGUGGUUUGAAUAGUACACAGACAUGGUGUCAGAAGAUGUGUACACUAAUCAAAUUUACUGUAAAAUAUAAAAAUUUAAAUGCAGUAGCUGUACUUUGGGGCCACGCGGUUGCGGCCAAUCUCAUUUUCCAACCAUAAGCCAUCAUCAAUAUGAACAGUUUGUAUCAAAAAGGGCAUUUUUACAUUGAACCAUAUAAGCUGGUGCGUAAAACUAAUUUUGCCUGUUUUUUUUUAAUUUUUUUUUUUUUUAUUGAGUAUCAAUGUUUGAGCUGCUAAACAUCUUAUAUGCCUGGGGCUGUCUCUAGUGGAUGCGGAAGAAUUUCCACUUUCAGAAUGUCCACCAAUGUAAGUUAUUCCAGCCAGAAUUAACCUUUUCAAUUUCGGAGAACAAAUGAAGAACAAAUGUCAAACCCCUCCUCGAAGGAAGAUCAAGUCACAAUGUGAAGAAAACCACCAAAUCAAACCCAAAUCAAGCAGAUACAAACAAAUCAAAAUGGUAUGGUAUCUGAUUUCAUGUAAAGCUUGAACAUUGAACUUGAAUUUUUUAAAAGCAGAGAGGGUUCAAGAAAACUACAUCUUUGACAACACGUUUUUAUUUGUUUGGUAACAUGCCCUUCAUUAAAUUGUGGAUCAGCGAGUCUAUGUAGAGUCAGUGGAUAUUGCCGUAAAUUUCUUUUUUUUUCUUUCAUACAAAUCUUUCAAUAAAAAAAUCAACUCUCCUUGGUGUGUAUUGUGCAGGUAUCAUUUUGAACCGCUAGAGGACAGUGUUGCUGCUGCACGGUUUUUGGAGAAAGAUUUGCAAUCAUUUUUAAAGAAAUAGAUCACACACAAUUUGUUGUCACAUUUAUUAUAUGGUCAGACUAACAUAACAAACCUUGAUGACUGAUGUCAUGGUCGUUGCAUUGUAUUUUCCAGGCAUGCAAAAU
Molecule: messenger RNA, 7534 nt
Organism: Corythoichthys intestinalis (scribbled pipefish)
Lineage: Eukaryota; Metazoa; Chordata; Actinopteri; Syngnathiformes; Syngnathidae
Product: RNA-binding motif, single-stranded-interacting protein 3-like
Exons: 14
Coding region: 1230-2492 (420 amino acids)
Biological process (GO): chloroplast rRNA processing
Cellular component (GO): chloroplast thylakoid membrane; ribonucleoprotein complex
Molecular function (GO): mRNA binding
Source: RefSeq, a predicted model, not a curated record